AUGCCUAAUGGUUCAAAUCACAAUGGUCCUGGUCUAGAACAGCAGUUUGCUGGGCUGGACUUGAAUGGGCAGCAAGGAUUUGGUAAAACUUUUGUGUGUGGUAGUCGGUACGUCCCUCCACAACUUCGGGGUAUGCCAAAUCUGAGCCAGCCACCUCCAGGGCACCCUAUUGUGCCAAUGCUCUUUCAAGGAAAUGAGAGAGGAGGUUAUGACAGGGGGAAUUACAACAGUGACAGAGGAGGCACCUACAGUGACCGUGGAAACUAUGCUGGCGACAGAGGAGGAGGCUACAGUGAUCGAGGUGGAUUCAGUAACCGUGGAGGAGGUGGUGGAAUAAAAAGUGGGUUUGAUCGGGGUGGAUUCAGUAAUCGUGGUGGCUACGAUCGCCGAGGUGGUGGAGGGAACCAAGGUGGCUAUGGUCGAGGUGGCGGUGGUGUUGGAAGUUUUCAGCAGCAACAGUACAAUGACAGGGGUAAUGACCGUUGGAACAAACCGGCCAACAUGCAGCAGAUGCCACCUGGUGGAAACAGAUGGGACGCUCUGCUUGAGGAUCGAGACCGUGAGCGUCGAAUGGGUGGACAAGGCUACAAUCGUUGGGACAACCGUAUUGACAACAACGGUGAUGAAGUUCGGGGUGAAGACUGGUCCAUACCCCUACCAAAAAAUGAAAGACUGGAAAAUGAGUUGUUUGAAGGUGGAAACACAGGCAUCAACUUUGACAAGUAUGAAGAUAUCCCUGUUGAAGCCAGCGGAGACAACUGUCCAAAGAACAUUGAAAGUGUAAGUCACAGGAUUUCUGUG
Molecule: messenger RNA, 801 nt
Organism: Candidula unifasciata
Lineage: Eukaryota; Metazoa; Mollusca; Gastropoda; Stylommatophora; Geomitridae
Source: the annotation of a GenBank genome assembly